CUCUCUCUCUCCUCUUCUCAUUACAUACAAACUCUCUCUCUCUCUCUCUCUCUCUCUCUCUUCGAUCGAUACACGAUCUGAACACGUUUGGUUCGAUUCAAUCAAUCAAACAAGCACAGUUCUCGGCGUUGUGAUCUCGAAGGUCUUCAAUCGAUCUCAGUAUGGAUAUAAAAGCAGCAAGGAGAGUUUCAGAGAGGACGCAGAAAUCUGUUUAUGAUAGACUCAGAGGAGGACCUGUGAACAGCGUUUGUUCCUUCUGGCUUGCUGGGAGAUGCACCAAGAGCCCUUGUAGAUUCUUGCACCCUGAACCACCACCUUCACAACCACCCAACCCUUCCCAAUACCGCCAUUCUAAAGCUUGGCAGAGGGGUCCGAACAAUACCGUCAAGAAUUCAUCUAUUUCACCGAGUGAAAGAGCUGGGCCUGAACAUGAAAGUACUAAAAAGGCUCAAAAAAAGGUGUGCUCAUAUUGGAUUUCGGGUAAUUGUGUGCAUGGUGAGAAGUGCAAGCACUUGCAUUCAUGGUUUUCCGGCAAUGGGUUUUCGUUGUUGGCAAAACUGGAAGGGCACAAUAAGGCUGUUACUGGGAUUGCCCUUCCUUCUGGCUCCGACAAGCUUUACUCUGGUGGUAAGGACAAAACUCUGCGGGUUUGGGACUGCAAUAAUGGUCAGUGUGUUGGUGUGGUUAAUCUCUUGGGUGAAAUCGGGUCUAUGAUUAGUGAAGGUCCCUGGGUUUUUGUGGGCUUGCCAAAUGCUGUUAAGGCAUGGAACACCCAGACUCUCACUGACUUUACUCUUAAUGGACCAGUUGGGCAAGUUUAUGCCAUGGCCCUAGGCAAUGAUACGCUUUUUGCUGGGACACAGGAUGGCACCAUAUUGGCAUGGAAAUCCAAUUCUCGGUCAAAUUGCCCUGAACUAGCUGCAUCGCUGAAGGGUCAUAGUCAUGGUGUAGUCUCUCUUGUUAUUGGUGCUGAUAGGCUGUACUCUGGUUCCAUGGACAAUACAAUAAGGGUGUGGGAUCUCAACACCUUCAAGUGUACCCAGACACUAAUUGGACAUACUGGUGUGGUCAUGUCUGUUCUUUGCUGGGAGAGCUGUUUAUUGUCCUGUUCAUUGGAUGGAACAAUAAAGGUUUGGGUUGCUACUGAUGGUGGGGACUUAGAAGUGACCUAUACUCACAAAGAAGAUGAUGGUGUUCUUGCACUUUGUGGCAUUCACGAUGCAGAAGCAAAACCCAUUCUCCUCUGCUCAUGCAACGACAACUCUGUCCGCUUAUAUGACUUGCCAUCAUUUACUGAAAGGGGAAGGCUAUUUGCAAAGCUAGAAGUCCGAGCAAUUCAGAUAGGUCCCGGGGGCCUUUUCUUCACGGGUGAUGCAACGGGGCAAUUGGCAGUGUGGAAAUUGGCCGGAGAGUUGAGUAGUGCAGUGGCAGCUUCAUGAUAGUAUGUUUUGUACAAACAAACUGCCCUGUAAAUAUUACAUACUGAGGAGGAGAGGAGAGAUGUGUGAGCCAUUUUUGAGAUUGGAGAAAGCUUUGAUGUCUUUGGAAGGAGAUGUAAUUGACCCUGAGUUGAAUUUUUUCUAUUUAUUUAAUUCUACUAAUAUCAAUGGAGAGCAAUCUUCUUUAAUUCUGGAGUCACAGUAUACAUUCAAUUCCUGGAAUAUUUAAUGAUUUGUAAAAUGAGUUGUAAUUGUCAAAUUUUUAUACACUUUGUUCUUUAUCAGCAUGUCAAAGGAAAUAUUUAUAAUUUUUUUUGAUUUGGAAA
This is a messenger RNA of Camellia sinensis, 1765 nucleotides long. RefSeq names its product zinc finger CCCH domain-containing protein 48. Lineage: Eukaryota; Viridiplantae; Streptophyta; Magnoliopsida; Ericales; Theaceae. The record is from RefSeq and is a predicted model, not a curated record. Gene Ontology annotation, molecular function: protein binding; metal ion binding.